Arachis stenosperma is the source of this 5558-nucleotide messenger RNA. Its product is annotated as protein NETWORKED 1A-like. NCBI's taxonomy places the organism in Eukaryota, Viridiplantae, Streptophyta, Magnoliopsida, Fabales, Fabaceae. The coding region runs from base 66 to 5342 and encodes 1758 amino acids. The record is from RefSeq and is a predicted model, not a curated record. Gene Ontology annotation, cellular component: plasma membrane. The transcript is spliced from 3 exons. Gene Ontology annotation, molecular function: actin filament binding.
GCAAUACUCAAUACCAGGCUUUUGCGAAAGUAAAACCAACUGUACUGGUGUUCAUCAGCAUAGCUAUGGCAACCUUGACACAUUCCGAGUCCAGGCGCUUAUAUUCUUGGUUGUGGGAUAGCCACAUUAGCCCAAAGAAUUCAAAAUGGCUUCAGGAAAACCUCACAGACAUGGAUGCAAAAGUCAAAGCAAUGAUCAAGCUACUUGAGGUGGAUGCAGAUACAUUUGCAAGGCGGGCAGAAAUGUACUAUAAGAAGCGCCCAGAAAUCAUGAAAUUAGUUGAGGAGUUCUACCGAGCAUACCGUGCAUUAGCAGAGAGAUAUGAUCAUGCAACGGUGGAGCUACGCCACGCCCACAAAACCAUGGCAGAAGCAUUUCCUGAUGAAGCAAAUUACAUGUUAACUGAUGAUCCUGCAGGCCCUGAUGCUGAACUGCAGAAAUCAGGGGUGCCUCGUCCAAGUUGUGCAUCCUUGGAGCCUGAUGAUUUGCAGAAAGAAGCACAUGGACUUUCUUCAAUCCCUGAAGCUCAAAUCUUAAGGAAUGCCCUGGCCAAAAUACUGUCUGAUAAGAAUGCUGUCUCCCUUCAGUACCAGAAGAGUUUGGAGAAGUUAUCUCAAAUGGAAAGAGAUCUUAGCAAGGCACAAAAGGAUGCUGGAGACCUUGACGAGCGAGCAAGUAAAGCUGAAAUUGAAAUAAAAGUAUUGAAGGAAGCGCUAGCAGAGGUAGAAGCUGACAAGGAUGCUGGACUAGUUCAGUACAACCAGUGUCUACAAAGUAUAGCUAACCUGGAGGCUAUGUUAUCUCUGGCCAAGUUGCAAACGGAGAAACUUGAUGAGAGAGCUGUUAAGGCAGAAAGCAAUGCUGAAAAUCUCAAGCAUGAACUUAGCAGAGUGGAAGCUGAGAAGGAUGCUGGUCUUCUUCAAUAUAAGCAGUGUCUUGAAAAGAUAUCAGAUUUGGAGGCAAAGAUUACCCUUGCUGAGGAGAAUUCCAGGACGAUAAACAGGCAACUUGAAAAGGCAGAACAUGAAGUUAAUGAACUGAGGAAAAGUCUUGCUGAACUGAAAGAAGAGAAAGAAUCUCUAGCCACCCUUUACCAGCAAUGCUUGGAGAAAAUAUCUAAACUGGAGAGGGGAAUGUUGCAUGCCCAAAAAAAUUCUGAACGACUAAAUAUAGAGAUCUUGGAAGGGGCUGAAAAGCUUAAGAGUGCUGAAAAGCAUUGUGAUCUGUUGGAGAAAUCAAACCAAUUGCUUCAGUUAGAGGCUGAAGAUCUAGUUCAGAAGAUAGCUGCAAAAGAUCAAGAGCUAUUAGACAAGCAUGCUGAGAUAGAGAAGCUGCAGACUCUGAUGCAUGAAGAGCAUUCUAACUUUCUUCAAAUUGAAUCCAUUCUACAGAUUCUGCAGAAGUUAUACUCUCAAUCACAACAGGAGCAGAGGAAUCUUGCUUUGGAGCUUAAAUAUGGGCUCCAGCUGUUGAAGGACUUAGAGGUUUCCAAGCAAGAUUAUAAGGAAGAAAUGGAAGGCAUUGCAGAAGUAAACAGAACUCUGCAUGGACUUAACUUCUCUUCCUCGAUGUCAAUAAAAAAACAACAAACGGAAAUCUCUAAAUUGAAGGCAAUCAAUGAGAAACUUGAAAAAGAGUUUGCUAUCAAUCCUGAGGAAACCAAUGGCCUACAGCAGGAAGCUCAUCAAAUAAAGGAAGAUGUUCUGGACCUUAAUAGUAGACAUCAGGCAUUGCUGGAACAACUACAGACUUUAGGUUUGAAUCCUGUAUGUUUUGCAGAAUCAGUGAAGGAUUUACAAGGAGAGAACUCAAAGCUCAAGGAGCUCUGCCAAAUGGAACGCAAUGAAAAGGAAGCUCUUCGUGAAAAGUCAAAGGAUAUGGAUGAACUUUUGAUAGAAAAUGCCUUUAUGGAAUUUUCCAUGUAUACAUUGUAUAAUGAGUUAGAUGGAUUAAGAGCAACAGCAAAGAAAUUUCAAGAGUCCAGCGAAGUUCUACAGGAAGAGAAGUCCAUUCUUGUUGCUGAGAAAUCAACUUUUCUUUCACAGUUGCAAAUUAUCCAGGAAAGUAUGAAGAAGCAACUGGAGAUGAAUACCUUGUUGGAGAAGUCUCUUUCAGACGUAAAGAUUGAACUUGAAAGUACAAAGGCUAAAUCAAGUCACUUGGAAGGAUUGUGCAAGUUGCUAACUGAUGAAAAGAACAAUCUUCUAACUGAAAGAAGGGUUCUAGUAUCUCAGUUGGAGAGCGUUGAAGCAGGACUAGGUAACCUGGAAAAGAGGUUCACAGAUUUGGAAGAGAAGUAUUCUGAUGUGGAGAAGGACAAAGAAAAUGCUGACAGUCAAAUAGAAGAACUCCGUGCUUCAAUUUUGGUGCAAAACGAAACACACACUAUUCAGAAACAAUCAAGUGAUGCUCGCCUAGCAAAAUUGGAGAAUCUUGUUCAUGUACUACAAAAAGAGCAGCGAUUGGGGAAGAUAGAAUUUGAAGAAGAACUUGACAAAGCUGUUAAUGCUCAGAUCGAGAUGUUCAUCUUGCAAAGUUCUAUAGAAGAUUUGGAGCAGAACAACUUGGCCUUAUUAAUUGAAUGUGAAAAGCAUGUUGAGGCAUCUAAAUUUUCUGAUAAAGUCAUCUCAGAGUUGGAGAGUGAAAAUCUCAUGCAACUGAUGGAGGUAGAGUUCUUGUUACAUGAAAUUAGAAAGUUCAAAAUGUGUAUUCAUCAAGUUUGUGGGGCUCUUCAGAUUGAUCCAGAUUUUGAGCAUGAUAAAGGUAACAAGCAAGGGGAAAUACCAAUAUUGCAUAUUUUGGGCAGCAUUGAGGGCUUGAAAUGUUCUGUUGUGAGAAGCCAAGAGGAGAAGCAGCAGCUGCUUGUUGAGAAUUCUGUACUCAAAUCUUCACUUUGUCAACAUCAGUCUGAGGCAGAAAAAUUGGAGUCAGACAAAAAGGCACUGAAUCAAGAGCUUGAGAACAUGAGAGAACAGAAUACUAUGCUGCAGACAGACAAGGUUGAACUUCAGGAGAUGAACAAGCAACUAAGUUCUGAAGUAGCCAAUGUAGAAGAAAAAGAGAAUACAUUGAAGACAAAAUUGGCAGUUCUGCAUGUGGAGUUGGUAGAUUCACAGAGAGCAAAUCAAGUGCUUCGGGGAGAAAAUAGUAAGUUGCUUGAAGAGAAAAGGUCAUUGCUUAAGAGUGUUUUGGACCUUAAAGAUACAAUUUCUGCUGCUGAAGAUGAGAAUAAUGUAAUUCUUCACGAGAUACUAGCUCUAAGCAACCUGAAUUUGGUCUAUGAGAGGUCUGUCUCUGAGAAAGUCACCGAAAAGAAAGAACUUUAUGAAUGCCUCAGUAAUGUUAGCAGUAUGAAUUGUGAUCUUAAGCAGGAGCUUGACAAGUUGAGGAAAAGGUUCGAGUUGACAGAAGCAGAGAAUGUUUAUCUGAACAAGUCAAUUGAGAGAAUGGAUAAAGAGUUGCAUGAAGCCAAAGACACAAAUUUCCAUUUAAGUCAUCAAAUUGAAAACUCAGAAAAUAUGGUUAAGAAGAAAGAAGCAGAACUGUUAGCAAUGGAGAAAAGGCUAGAGGCAUCAGAGACAUUGAACACCGAGUUCUGCAGAGCUAUUGAGGAGCUGAAGAUGGAACAAGAAGAAUCAAGAAUGAUCAAAGAAGAUAUGGACAGAAAGAUUGUUGAACUUUCAAAAAAUUGCAUGAAUCACAAAAAAGAAAUUGAACGCCUUAAUGAAACAAAUAAAAGCUUCCAGUCUGAGAUGAGAUUACUACAUCAUGAAGUUGAACAGCACAGGGUGAAGGAAGACAUACUGAAUUCAAAGUUGCUGGAUAAAACAAAUGAAGUUGAACAAUGGGAGGCUGAGGCUACGGCAUGCUUUUCUGAUCUUCAGAUUUCAUCCAUUUGUGAAGCACUGUUGAAAAGUAAGCUCAAUGAGAUGGCUGGAGUUUGCAAGAGACUUGGUGAUGAAAGUGCCGCAAAAAGCUCGGUCAUCGAACAGAUGUUUGAAAGAAUUGGUUUGCUAGAGAAUAAAGUUGGAGGACUCCAGAGACAGUUAUCUGCAUAUAUUCCAGCUAUAAGCUCUUUAAAAGAUGAUUUUGCAUCUCUGGAACACAUUUCCCUUCUCUGGACCAAUAAAGCUUAUGCUGUAGGCAAUAGAGAAGAACAGAAGGAUGUAGAUAUAGUAGUUGAGACUUGUCUCCAAGAAGAUACCAAUGAAAUUUUAAGAGAUAAAAAAAGUGAAUUGAUACCAGUUGGGGUUUCAGAUUUGCUUAGCAUGCAGAGGAGGAUUAGAGCGGUUGAAAAGGCAAUGAUGGAAGAAAUUGUAAGACGUGUCAAGAAGGAAAAUUUAACUGAAAAUGUUGAAGCAAGAGCUCCAAUACAAGCGGCUGAAUAUGCAAAUAUGGAAGUUGCUUCAUACCAAGGAAAUGGCUACAGAAGAGUGGUGAUGGAUCAUACACAUAAGCGUAAGGGCAAUCGUGACCUUAGCACAUGGAGAACAAUGUUUGAAAAUGGAUCACUGAUGAAAGACAUUCCACUUGAUCACAACUCAGAUGAUCUAGACUCCAAGUACUGCAAGAUGGAGCUUUGUGGAACCAAUGAUCAGAUGCUUGAGUUACUCGAAACUGCUCAACUGGACUGCUAUGGUGAUUCAAUGGUUAGUGAAGCGAAUCGACGGAGUUCUGCUCCAACAGAUGAAAUUGUGACAUGCCAUCAGUCAGAAAAUUCUGAAAGGUGUGAAAACUCAUCAGAAUUGGAGGUUGAAAAGGAAUUGAAUAUUGACAAUCUCAUGCAACUGAAAACUAGAAGAGAGACAACUCAGGAUGGUGAGAGAAAGAUCUUGGAGAGGCUGGCCUCAGAUGCUCAGAAGUUGGCCAUUCUCCGAAUGAGUGUGCAAGAUUUGAAGAAGAAACCAGUGACAAAGAAGAGGAGCAAGAAGCUAAAUGAAGUUGAAUAUGAAACAGUUAAAAGCCACAUAGAAGAAGUUGAGGAAGCUGUCAUGCAACAAGUAAACAUGAAUGACCAACUGACAAAGGCUAUUGAAGAGGGCAACUCAAUGGUAGAAAGAGAUACAUCGGCGGAGCUGGAAAAUGCCGGACAAGUCCAAAGAAAGCUAGUAACGGAGCAGGCUUGCAGAAGUUCUGAACAAAUAGGAAGGUUGCAGUUUGAGGUUCAGAACAUACAAUAUCUUCUGCUGAAAAUGGCUGAUGAGAACAACCAAAAAGCGAGAACAAGAAUCGGUCGGCCAACAGUAGUCUUGCUGAGGGACUUCAUUCACACUGGGAAGAAAAACAGCAGAAGGCGCAGAAAAGUGUGUCUUUGUGGUAGGCCUUCAAGUAAUGAGGACUAAUAAAACUAGCAUAUUCAUUCUUAACUUAGCUACUCAAAUGAGAGCUUCAUCAUAAGAAAUGAGAGUGUCAUUUGAUCAUAACAACUUCUUUCAUGUCUCUAUGUUUUUAGCUUUCAAAAGAAUAGUACUGAGCGUCAUGUAUAUAGUUAAAGAAUUGCCCUGUAAUGUAACACACUGUGGUUUCAUUCUUUUCUAAAGGUGUGCUGAGAUUUUUCA